AGGGCCAUAGCCGCCGCACACGCGCCGAGCCCCGGCAGCCCGGCCAUGGUGGGGAAAGCGAAGCGUCCGAGGCUGCACCAGGCGGCCCCGAGGCCGAGGGGCCCGCGGGACCCGGAGCCGGGCGGCCACGAUGGAGCGGGCGGGACCAGCGGCUGGAGGGCGGAGCCCGGAAAGGACUGGGCUUUUUUGUCCUCUGAUGUCUUUGCUGGGAUGAAGAUUGAUCCCAAAACUCUGGUGAAGAAGUUGGAUUUGGACUCCCGAAGCAUUGUCUCAGCCCAGACAGGUGUAGAAGAAAAACCACUUCUGUCAAAAAGAGAAAAACUGAAGCUGAGAAAAGACAGGUGGCUGCAGAAAAUAGAAGGUGUGAAGCUGGCCAGACAGAAGCAAAAAGCCGAGGCAAAGCGGAAAGCGACGCCGGUGGUCGGAGACCUGCAGCCUUUGAUGGAAGCCCUGCCUGAACUCUCCGAACUGACCACGACCAGCAAGGCCAGGAAGCAGCCCAAGAUCCACGUGAGAGCGAAGGCAGAGCCCACCGACUUCAACCAAAUGAAGCCGGCCCAGAAGCGCAGGCUCCUACAGGAGGAGGUGGCCAGGUUUCACAAGGUCAUCGCAAACCCCGUGUACAAAGCCAAUCCCCUGGCCGCCAUCAGUGAGCAUCUCUGCAAGCGACUGAAACAGGAGGCGGGAAACGCUAUCUGACAACUCAGCGAGGCCUGCAUGAGCCUAGUGCGGACGAGGGCAGCUAGACCCUGCCAUGGGCUCCUUGAAAACAGUCCAGCUGGGUAUGAAAUCCAGCAGUCCUGUUUUCUGUCAGCAGGACGAAUGCAACAAGCUCUGGACAGUGGCAGCUGUUUCUUGGCCGGGAGCCCACAGAAGGCAGCGUCGCAUGCGGUGAAAUGUAACAUCUUCUCCCUCCCUGGUGAAAGGCACCUUUAUGUUUUAUGUUGCUUUGACUGUCAAGAGGGGUUGAACCUGUUUUUUGCUGCUUCCCACUUUAUUCCCACCGAAUAAAGAAACCCUCCAGUAACCUGCAGUGAUGGUCCAGACGGCAUGUUACGGGAUACUGCAGGCCAUUUGUGCAGAGAUUUAUAUAAAUGUCAGCGCUGCUGUUUAAAGAGACACUUAGUAUGUUAUUAACUUGGAAAUAAACCCACUUUGACAUUGGU
This is a messenger RNA of Caretta caretta (loggerhead turtle), 1166 nucleotides long. It is a transcript of the gene SLX9, whose product is annotated as SLX9 ribosome biogenesis factor. The record is from RefSeq and is a predicted model, not a curated record. NCBI's taxonomy places the organism in Eukaryota, Metazoa, Chordata, Testudines, Cheloniidae. Gene Ontology annotation, biological process: maturation of SSU-rRNA from tricistronic rRNA transcript (SSU-rRNA, 5.8S rRNA, LSU-rRNA). Gene Ontology annotation, cellular component: preribosome, small subunit precursor; 90S preribosome; nucleolus.